AUGGAGACUGCACAAACCUUUGUCCCGACGACGCUCUUCCACGACUCGUCAUCAAAGACUUCCUUCUCUCAAUCCAUCUCCACCGCCACCACCACUACUACCAACACCUUUUCGGCAUCAUUUAGAAUGUCUAUCCCCCGUCGAAAAGGCGGGUCCAUCUCGCAUGCUCCGUCCAACAUCUUGCUCCCCACGGCCGACUUUUCGGGCAUGACCAUCGGGUCCCCGAGCCCGGGGUUGACUACACCAGGAAUCGGAGCGAAUCAUUUGGGCAUGUCUAGCAAUGUCAGUCUGAGCGGGACGACGGUAGUCGAUAUCCAGAUGGGACCGACCACCAACACGCUGGCGGCCAAGACAGCCAGUAUGGCAGGGCCGCAGACCAUGUUCGAGAUGUGUUCCGAGACUAGGCGUCGAUUGAGACGGGUCAACGGGUAUGAUCGGUUCAUCGAACUGCCUUCGGGUGCCCCCAAGAUGGACGUGAUGCAGCACGUAUGGCAGUCGUUCCGACUAGGGACGUCACUCUGUCACCUCUUCAAUAUGCUCCUUCCCAACUUUAGCUACGACGCGCCUAUGCCCAUCUCCAUCGAGUUUCCCGACUUUGAUUUUGAAGGACCCGAAGGAAGGGGAGUCUACGCGUGGGCAAGGGAAAAGGACAACCUGAAAAAGUGCAAAAAGGGAGCGGCCAACUUUAUCAUGCGGAUGACCGAGUUGAAGAAGAGCGGACGUUGGCCCGAGGAGGAUCCGUUGUGGUCCGUCAUGGAGCUCUUUGGCGAGGACACCGGCGGGCUCAAGCGGGUACUUCACACCGUGAUCAACCUACUCGACCGGUUACCCGAAUCGGCUUGGGUGCAGGAUGAUGUCAAUUCGCCCGCCACGCCGUACAGCACAACGACGCCGCAUACCGGGGAUCAGAACGGCCACGAAUCGUUUGCCAACGCGCCUCCCCUGCCCUCCGGUCACGGCCGGCAUUAUUCGGAAUCGCAACCGAUGGGACGUUCGCCGUCGUCCGCCUCGACGCUGAGAGAGAUGCCUUCUAACAUGUCGAUGAGCUCUCAGUUUCCAAAUACCAGCUCGGGCAGCGGCAUGCCUCGACAGCCGUUGUCGAUCAAUACGUCGUUCGACGGCAAGAACUUUCCGCGGAGUCAUAUGAGCGCCGGACCCGGACCGAUGACGGGGAUGGGGCCAGGACCGAUGGAUGGCGGUGCAAUGGCAGUAGCCGAAAUUCUGCGAACCGAGAAGAAAUACGUCUCGGAUCUCGAGGUCUUGCAGGCAUAUGCCCAAGCUCUGUUACAGCAUUCUAUCGUCGCGCCAGAUACGGUGCAUAUGAUGUUUUCCAAUCUUGGCAAGCUCAUUGACAUCCAGCGACGUUUCUUGACGUGCCUCGAGACUGAAUUCGAGCCCAUGGUGGAGAAGGGUGGCAGUGCCUGGCUUGAAGGGAACUGGGGAUACCCUUUCGCCCUCUUUGAGAAAGACUUCGAGGUGUACGAACCUUAUUGCGCAAACUACAUGAAUGCCUUAGAAUUGGUCGAAAAGGAGACCCCUAACUUACAGCGAGACGUCCUACCGUUGACGGUAGCAGAGCUGAACGCCUACCUUAUCAUACCUAUCCAGCGGAUAUGUCGGUAUCCGAUCUUGCUAGACGCAUUGAUCAAGGGGGCUUCCGACAAGGACUACCCCUACAUGGCCGAGUUAACCAGCGGACACGAGGUUACAAAACGGAUCGCAGAGAGCGUCAACGAAACUAUUCGUCAGAACUCGAAUAUCAGCAUCGUAGCGGAGCUACAAUUCCGUGUGAAGGAUUGGAAAGGUCACCACAUUUCGGAGUUUGGAAACCUCCUCCUGGAAGGUCGGUUCGUGGUCACUAAGGGGGACCUCAAUCGAGACUAUGAGGUAUAUCUUUUUGAGAAGAUGAUCCUCUGCUGCAAGGAGAUCUUGCCAGACAAGAAGGACAAGCGGAGCGGCAAAAGCGGCAGUCUUCUCAAGAAGCAGCACGCCGACAAGCAUAUAUCGGGCCCACCCAAGAAGAAUCCACUCUCGCUCAAGGGUCGGAUCUAUGUCAACAACCUGACUCACCUUCAGAAAGGAACUGCCGAGGGAGAAUAUGCCCUUUCAGUGUAUUGGCGGCAGCAAGAGAACCCGAACGAGUUCGAGAGUUUCGUCCUGCACGUCAAGAACGCCGAGCAAUAUAACCAAUGGGAGGCCGCCCUCACCAAACUCAUGGCCGCUGAUCAAAAGAGGCGUGAAAUGCGGGACAAGGACCGGCAUUCUUUGGGCACCAGUCGCCGACACAUCUCGGCCGCUACCAACUUUGCUGCCACUCCGGCUUCUGAAGGUCCAUCGACCGGGCCCCUGAAUGGCAGCUACUUCGAGCGCGAUCUGGGCUCUGCAGGAUGGGACGACGACGGCGGCACACCCAGCACCAGCGCGAGCAGUACACCGUAUUUGUCGCGACGCACGCUGAGCCAGUCAGGCGUACCUCGGCCUCCAGAUCGUUAUUCGAACAUGAGUGCGAGGUCUUCGAACGACGAUCCCAACGGCUUGCUUAUGGCUCAGUGGCGAUCGCAGCAAAGCGCGGCUCCCAUGCCUCCGAUACCCAUAAGGAACUCGUCGGAAGCUUCGGUCGCGACUGAAGCGUCUUUCGGAAACCCAUCGAGCUUGCCAAGAUCCAGUCUGGGUCGUGGGGGAUUACCUACAAGGAUUGCUCGUGUCAUGUCUGACGACAGCCACGGACCUGCUCUGGCAGCUACUCCAGAAACGUACGAAGCCGGUCAAGAGAUACUGCGCUCCAACGGGGGAGAAACAAAUGGGUCGCGCUACACGAAUGGCGCGGCCGGGGCCAGACCGAUGCACGGGGUCUACCCUUCGGCAUCGCAGUCGCCUUCGCUGAGGAUGAGAAGCGCUUCCAGUCCCAACGUCUACCAGUUGCCCAAGAUCGGAGGCGAUGGACAUAACCCACAGACGUCGCCAAUGCACAGCGCUUCGCCUCUUGGGAUUUACGAUUCGCGAACCGUGACGCCUCACGACUAUGGUGAUCCUGCUGCGCAAUACGCCAAUGACGGUCAUCGAGGGAGCGACCCUAGAUUCAAGUCGAGCAAUAGAGGUAGUGGAUCUACCGAAGGCUCGGACGCCUCGUCACAUUCCCCGAAGACGCCGUUCGAUGGGCAGGUGCCCGACUCCGCCAAGAUCGCCUCGGGUACUUUCACUGGCUCAAGCACGGAUGUAUCACAUUACUCCAAGCAGAAUGUGAUCAUCAAGGUCUUGUCCCCGAACGCCGUCUUCACGCUCGCCGUCUCGCCUGACAUCAGCUGCGAAGAUCUCAAGACCAAAGUCGCCCGCAAAGUGAAUACAUGUGUCGGCGGCACUGUCACCGGCGUCCUCAAGUGCUACUACCGGGACGAAGACGACGAUCGGCUCUUGCUAAACAGCUCGGACGAUGUUCAGACCUUGUUCGAGCCCUUCAUGAAGGGCGUCAGGCGGGAAGUAGAGUUGGAAGUCAAGCAGUAG
Filobasidium floriforme is the source of this 3501-nucleotide messenger RNA. RefSeq lists its product as uncharacterized. Gene Ontology annotation, molecular function: protein binding; guanyl-nucleotide exchange factor activity. The record is from RefSeq and is a predicted model, not a curated record. Gene Ontology annotation, cellular component: cytoplasm; division septum; nucleus. Lineage: Eukaryota; Fungi; Basidiomycota; Tremellomycetes; Filobasidiales; Filobasidiaceae. Bases 1 to 3501 code for a protein of 1166 amino acids. The transcript has 10 exons. Gene Ontology annotation, biological process: septin ring organization; establishment of cell polarity.